Molecule: messenger RNA, 264 nt
Organism: Blepharisma stoltei
Lineage: Eukaryota; Ciliophora; Heterotrichea; Heterotrichida; Blepharismidae
Source: the annotation of a GenBank genome assembly
AUGCUAGAGCAAAAAGGAUUAAUUAAGCUGUGAUAUAACGGAUAUAAUAUUUGCGGACAAAAAAUUUACAAUCUUUACUCAAUAAUGAACUGCAUAAAUAAAGGAAGAAUCCAAAAUAGCAAUCCUUUCAAGCCUUAUUGAACCUUUGCUAAUGGCCUUAAUCCACUGGUGCCAGCAUUUAAUGACCUACAAUCUUAUGAUGAAUUAUUUGAAAUAAUGAGAACUGGCUAUCUUGAAUUGUCAAGAGGAAUUAAAGCUAUAUAA